UCCAAGAAAAGACACUGACGAUACGUUUUGAUGUAGCCCGCGUUCCAGUUCGGGUUGGAAAUUGAUAAGAAUUUAGCAAUUCCAAUUCCGUCAUCAAUCCCGCUUAUCAAUCUGAUUCUUCGACUCUUCCGUCAAUUUUCAUUGUCGUUGUUACAAAACAUUCGGUCCUUUGACUUUGGACAAAAGAUAAAGCCUAUUUAGUAUGCAAUACAAUGUAUCCUUUGGAAAAAAGAAAAACGCGUGCAACUUCUCAAAAUAUAAUGAAAGACAACAUGAAUAUUUUUUUCUCAAGCUUAUCCCCAAAACCAAUAGGAACCUGUGGCCACCUAUUUUUUAAACAACCCGGUCGACAUCGCACCCGCAUACGAAGGCCGGGCGAUCAUGGCGGUGGAUGUUGCCAGACAACAGAGCACGCUGCAGCUAACAAAGCUAACCGAACGGGACAGUCGUCACUUCCAGUGCAGCGUUAAGAUACCCAAUGACGACGAAGGAACGACCGCGGCUUCCACGUCCCUUCUGGUCUUGGUUCCUCCCUCCAAACCAGUUUGCAGGCUGCAGGGAACAGCAGAAUAUUGGCACAACGUCACCCUCACCUGCACGUCUCAGGAGGGCUCCCCAAAACCGACUUACGAAUGGCAGAGCUACAGCGUAGAAAACGCACCCAGACAAUUUCCGCCCAAGACUACUGAGAAGGACGGAGCCCUUUCCCUGUUCAAUAUUUCACGGCAGACUUCCGGAUUCUAUAUCUGUGUAUCAACAAAUCGAGUUGGCUCUGAGAAAUGCAACUUUACCUUAGCGGUGAUGCCCGGCAGCAUGAACUUUGGGGGCACCGCUGGUAUAAUCGGUGGUGUAGUCGCUGGACUUCUACUUCUCGGCAUUAUCAUCUUUUGUUGCUACAAGAAAAGGUCCAAAAAGCCUGAGAAUGCUGAAGGUUACCCCAAAGAAAUGGAAUUUUCCGAUGCUCCUGAAGCUCAGUAUCGGGAUGACGAGUCCCAUGGUGAAAAAAAGCAAUCAGAAUACAAAGACGCCGUUCCUCAAAACAGUCACAACACGGGAAGUGGUGGACAUACACCGGAAGUCGAUCAUCAUCGUGGUUCCGAUAGUGGUAGAUACCGGACCGAGCGAGACCAGGAUAGCUACCGUGAUCGAUACCACGGUAGUCGUGAGCGCCUUGAUCAGAAUGAGGACAGAGGACGACGGGACAGGAUCGACAAUCACCGUGACAGUCCAGAUAGGUUUGACGAUCAGUAUAAUCGUUACGGUGGAAGGCGAGAUCGCCUCGAAGAACGGAACAAGUACAGAGGAAGUCAAGAUAGGCUCGACGAUCAGCGUGAUCGCUACGGCGGUAGUAGAGAUCGCCUCGAAGAACGGAACGAGUACAGAGGAAGUCGCGACCGGCUUGACGAUCAGCGCAAUCGCAACAGUCACGAUAGGCUCGAUGAUCAGCGCGAUCGCGACGGCGGUAAUAGAGAUCGCCUCGAAGAACGGAACGCCUAUAGAGGAAGUCGCGACAGGCUCGAUGAUCAUCGCGACCGCUAUGGCGGAAGUCGUGAUCGCCUUAACGACGCCUAUGAUGACUAACCCCAGGCCUCUAUUUGAGUUUCAGAAAAAUAAUUGAAUGUUUCUUCAUUUUUUUACAGAUCUUUUUGUGUAAAGUAUUUCCCUUUUUCGUUAACAUAGAAAAUGAUUGCAUUUUUCUCUGCUACAUUUGACAAAAAAUAUGACAUUUUGGUCAGGUUUACACCCCUAUUAUUAUUACUAUUGAAAUUUGACUGGAAAUCCGAGCUAAAAUUCUUCCUUCUUUAGUUAUAAUGCAUAAAGUAUUUUGCAUUGAAUUUGUCUGACGUGACUUGGUAAGCCUUCCAAUUGGACAGCGAUUGAAGCAUUUACCCUCCAAUAUCAGUUUUUAAUAAAUAUAUCACCUAAGCAUCAGCACAACAAUGGUGACACUGGGCCGUAAACCUAUGAAAGAAUCAUGAAUGUUACGAAAUCAUUAUUAUUUUUUUAGUAGUAGUAGUAGUAAUCGCCAUAAUACACUGCCAUCGAAAGGAGAGUUCAAAGCGUCUCAAAAGACUCCUAUGCUAUCAUCCAUCCAUUCAUUUUCUUAGCCUCUUAUCCUCACAAGGGUCACAGGUGUGCUGGAGCCUAUCCCAGCUGUCAACGGGCAGGAGGCGGGUACACCCUGAACUGGUUGCCAGCUAAUUGCAGGACACAUCGAGACAAACAACCAAUCGCACUCAGAAUCACACCUAGGGGCAAUUUAGUCCAAUGUGUGUCCAAUUAAUGCUGGAUGUUUUUGUAAUGUCGGAGGAAACUCACGCAGGCAUGGGGAGAACAUGCAAACUCCACACAGGCGGGUCCGGGAUUGAACCCAGGACCUCAGAACCAACUCUUUACCAGGUGAUCCACCAUGCCGCCCUAUCCUAUCAAAAAUAUUUGAAAAUAAAAAUUAAGUUUACAUGUUAAAAUAAUUUUUGAAGCAUCAAUUACUAUUUUGUAACCUAUUUACCAUCAUUUUAUUGAAUUGAUAUUGUUUACACCU
Syngnathoides biaculeatus (alligator pipefish) is the source of this 2542-nucleotide messenger RNA. RefSeq names its product cell surface A33 antigen-like. Gene Ontology annotation, cellular component: plasma membrane. The record is from RefSeq and is a predicted model, not a curated record. The transcript has 6 exons. NCBI's taxonomy places the organism in Eukaryota, Metazoa, Chordata, Actinopteri, Syngnathiformes, Syngnathidae. The coding region runs from base 382 to 1581 and encodes 399 amino acids.